CUAAACUCCUUGUUCGAGCCCCAGGACGAGUGAGAUUGAUCUUUUCUUUCUGAGUCUGUCUCCAAGGCUGCCCCUCGCACCAACAUGCCAGUUGUGGACCAAGAGCCCUCCAAAGGUUUAGGAAGCAAAGAUGGUCUUCCUAAACUGCCCCUCCCCGCUCUGAAAGACACCCUGGACGUGUACCUGGGGUGUAUGAAGCACCUGCUCACAGAGGAACAGUUCAAAAUGACCCAACAUGUGGUGGAGCAGUUUGGAGCAGCUGGAGGAGUGGGGGAGCUACUCCAGAGCAAACUCACAGAGAGGAGGGGAAACACGGCAAACUGGGUGUACGACUACUGGCUGAAUGAAAUGUACCUGAACAACCGACUGGCUCUGCCCGUCAACUCCAGUUCUGUGAUGGUCUUCCCACAGCAGCACUUCAAGGCUCCCAUCGACUCCUUAAGGUUUGCUGCUCACUUAAUUUCUGGGGUUUUGGAGUACAAGACACUUCUUGAUUCGCGUACCCUGCCUGUGGACUGUGCUCGGGGCCAGCUGGCUGGAACUCCUCUUUGCAUGGAGCAGUACUAUCGCCUCUUCACGUCUUACCGCCUACCGGGGCCUGAGAGGGACACGCUGGUGGCCCAGCAGAGUAGUGUGAUGCCAGAGCCUGAACACAUCAUUGUGGCUUGUAAAAACCAGUUCUUUGUGCUGGAUGUGGUGAUCAACUUCCGCCGACUGAAUGAAAGAGACCUGCUGACUCAGCUGGAUAAGAUCGCCAGAAUGGCUGACAGCGAAGAAGAACUGCUCCCACCUAUUGGUCUCCUCACUUCAGAUGGACGGGCCGAGUGGGCCGAGUCCCGCAGCGUGCUAAUGAGAGAGUCUACGAACAGGGACUCUCUGGACAUGAUAGAACGCUGUCUGUGUCUGCUCUGUCUGGAUGACGCCAGUGGGCUGGCGAUAAAUGACACGACACGAGCCAUGUUGAUGCUGCACGGCGGAGGAGUGGCCAAGAACGGGGGCAAUCGCUGGUACGACAAGCCAAUGCAGUUUGUUGUAGGAGCUGACGGCUGCUGCGGAGUCGUGUGUGAACACUCACCAUUUGAAGGAAUUGUCCUUGUGCAGUGCACAGAAUAUCUGCUCAAAUACAUGAUUGGCAGCCCAUCAAAGCUGCUCAGGGCUGCAAGUGUGAGCGAGCUGCCUGCACCACGCAGGCUCCGCUGGAAAUGUACUCCAGAGAUUCACAAACGUCUCGCCUCUUCUGCCGACAUAUUACAGAGGCAGGUGAAAAAUCUGGACAUGAAUGUCCACACAUUCUGCGAUUACGGGAAAGAGUUCAUCAAGAAGCAGAAAAUGAGUCCCGACGCCUACAUCCAGGUCGCUCUUCAGUUAGCCUACUACCGAUGUCACGGCAGGCCGGUGUCAACCUAUGAGAGUGCUUCUAUUCGCCGUUUUCAGGAGGGCAGGGUCGACAACAUCCGCUCAGCCACACCAGAAGCUCUGGCCUUCGUCAAAGCAAUGACUGAGGGGAAACUGAGCACGAACGAUGCGGAGAAGAUGGAGAUGUUACGAAGUGCCAUAACCGCACAAACAAAGUAUACUGUUCGGUCCAUUACAGGGAUGGCAAUAGACAAUCACUUACUGGGACUAAGUAAGAUUGCACAUGAACUGAAGAUGGAGACGCCAGAAAUAUUCAAAGACGAAGCCUAUCUCAUCAGCAAUCAGUUCAUUCUCUCUACAAGUCAGGUUCCUACGACUGUUGAGAUGUUCUGCAGCUACGGGCCGGUGGUAACCAACGGAUAUGGAGCGUGCUACAACCCCCAGUCGGACCACAUUAUCUUCUCAGUGUCCAGUUUCCACGAGAGCUCGCAGACAUGUUCAGCAGAGUUUGUCAAGAGUCUGGUUCAGGGACUCCUGGAUAUGAGGGAUCUCUGCAAUAAAUGUAAUUAUGGCUUGAAACCGACGCAGCAAACACAGGGUCAGACACUUGAGACGCACACGCAAACAGACUCAAACUGGCCAAACAAGACCCCUGAGAAACCAAAUGACCUGAGCAAGAAUCAGCAAACACUGCCGCAGGUUGUGCUGAAGACACCAGACCAGACUAAAGUGGAGGCUCAGACGCAGACUCCUUCACAGGUAGAGGCACAGCCGUUGAAGAACGGAAGGAAAGCAUAGGGAACUGUCAGUGCCAGUGGCAAAAGGUGGUGAUGUGAUUUUAAGUGCAUCUCUAAAUAUGCACUGUAACUGUGAAACAACAUGUGACGUAAACCUGUGUUGUUGUCUACUGUAACAUGUAUGACGUGCUGAUGAUCAUCUAAUUUACUUAUUCUUAGAGAAUAUUAGAGGUGUUUUUUGAGGACAUUUUUCUGUUGUCACAUACAUGAAUAUCCAACAUACAGCACUCAUUCAAACGUCUGUCAAAAUGUGCAGGUAAAAGAAUCAAGCUGAGCUUUUGAUUGCUGUUUUGCACUGACAUGAAUCAGCCAAAGAAAAGUACAUAUAUUUUUUGGGAUGAGCAAAAGUAGUUUGUCAUCUCACUAAAUGUCAACUAAGCAUGCUGCUAUCGAAUGGUUUUCUGAAGAUUAACUGGUUUGAACUAGAAUCUUCUAUGCAGUUUCCAUUUGUGUUGUUUAUAGAUUGUGUCUAAUGCACCAGCAAUACACGUGCUAUAACUUAUGUCGAUCUAACAACAAAAGUAUCCUUUUGUGAAAUCAUUAGACGUACUAACCAACUGACCAAGACUUUAAAGGUAUGUCGUUUACCUUAUCAAAGAAUGUUAAGUGUGAUAAAAAUUGUUUAAUUGUAGAUUUGUGAAAAGAAUAUAUCAAUUAAGUUAUUUAUUUUUGUAUCAUAUAAUUUAAUAUAUAUAAAGUAUAAAUGUAAAUUAAAAAAGAAAAUAUAUGAAACUUAAGAGGUUAUCACUGUGUUAACGACUUUCCAAUUGUAUUCAUGAAGUACUGUUGAAGAUUAAAAGAAUGAAACCAUAAAGCUUAUUGCCGUUCACAGAGUAGAUGUCAAUACCAUGUGUGAGCUAUAAAUAAACUACUCUGAUUUGAAGUUGACAUAUUAUUAUUUUUACUUUUCAACAAUGAGCAUCAAGAUCUGCAAAAUGUGUCAAAAUGAUGGCAAUAAAUAGAUGUUAUUUAAAAUAUAACCAGCAUAUUAAGUCAUUAAAUGUGAUAUAUGUUUAAAAUAAAUAUGUGUAAUCAAAACAAAAUCUCAAUCUUGAAUCUUACAGGAUAAUGACUUAUCAUAAUUAGAUAAAUUUCAUUUAGUGUUCUGCUAAAGAAGUCUUAGAUCAAAUAGCUGUAAAAAAUAAAUAAACUUUAAAGUUGUAGAGGUUUAGAGUUUCUGGACACAUGUCAGAGAGGUGGUCAUGUUAGCAACAGGCGUGUUGUGUGUGACAGUUACACAGGUGAGGUGACAUGCAAUGACCUGAUGAAUCUAAUGGAGGAGUAGAACUCAGGAACGCCCGGCUUCCGGGUCUUCUUUGCUCUACCAAGAUGUUGCCUAUAAAAUAAACUGAACUGAAUAUGUGCAUUACGUUUUCUUGUUCAACCCAGUAAGACAACAGUUACUUUGUAUAUAAAUGCACUUAUCUUUAUUUUUAGUAUUAUUUGGAUUGCUGCAUGAAUUCAAGUGUGCUGUUGGUGAUAGGUUUAACUUAUCAUCAUCACUGCAUGUGUCCAUUAUUGCAUAUUCCAAGGCUAUGUUUAUAAUUCCUAAAGUAUGCUUAUUAAUACACAAAAUAACUGACACAGAAAACCUGUUUAUAUAAUUAAAGCAUAUGUUUACAGGUUAAUUUCUAUGCAAAUAAUAAACAUACCAUAUGUUGUGUCAACUUGGGAGGUGAUACAUACAUGAUGCCACUAACUGGUUUCUGCCCUGUUGUGUAAGCAAACCUUGUCUGAACAACAGCUACUGUAUGGCAUAACAGUACAUGAAAACAAUAGCACAGUAAUAUAAUAUAUAUAUACACACACUACCGUUCAAAAGUUUGGGGUCACUUAGAAAUGUCUUUCUUUUUCAAAGAAAAGCACUGUUUUUUCAAUAAAGAUAACAUUAAUCAAAAAUACACACUAUACAUUGUUAAUGUGGUAAAUGACUAUUCUAGGUAGAAGUGUCUGGUUUCUAAUGAAAUAUCUCCAUAGGUGUAUAGAGGCCCAUUUCCAUCAACGAUCACUCCAGUGUUCUAAUGGUACAUUGUGUUUGCGAAUCGCCUUAGAAGACUAAUGUCUGAUUAGAAAACCCUUGUGCAAUUAUGUUAGCACAGCUGAAAACAGUUAUGCUGGUGAUAUAAGCUAUACAACUGGCCUUCCUUUGAGCUUGAAGAACAAAAUUAAUACUUCAAAUAUUAAUCAUUAUUUCUAACCUUGUCAAUGUCUUGACUAUAUUUUCUAUUCAAUUUUAAAUUCAUUUGAUAAAUAAAAGUGAGUUUUCAUGGAAGACACAAAAUUGUCUGGAUGACCCCAAACUUUUGAACGGUAGUGUAUAUAUAUAUAUAUAUAUAUAUAUAUA
Messenger RNA from Pseudoliparis swirei, 4497 nucleotides. Its product is annotated as choline O-acetyltransferase-like. NCBI's taxonomy places the organism in Eukaryota, Metazoa, Chordata, Actinopteri, Perciformes, Liparidae. Gene Ontology annotation, cellular component: neuron projection; cytoplasm. Gene Ontology annotation, molecular function: choline O-acetyltransferase activity. The record is from RefSeq and is a predicted model, not a curated record. The coding region runs from base 85 to 2154 and encodes 689 amino acids. Gene Ontology annotation, biological process: neuromuscular synaptic transmission; acetylcholine biosynthetic process. The transcript is spliced from 15 exons.